This is a messenger RNA of Clunio marinus, 6090 nucleotides long. The record is from the annotation of a GenBank genome assembly. Lineage: Eukaryota; Metazoa; Arthropoda; Insecta; Diptera; Chironomidae.
AUGAGUGACAACCUUAAUGAUCCAUGUUCUGAUGAAGAGAUUGUCGAUAAUGAAUAUUUGAGAGAUACAAACAUUGUCUCGAGUGAUUCAGCAUCGACUUUUGAAUAUGUCGAACAAAAUUUAUCUCCUGAAAAGUCAUGGGAAAGUAAUCGAAUUACAAAUGAUGAACUAGAACGAGAUAAUUGCUCUCCUGUUUCCCAAAAUGUAUUGACAACAAGACCAAUUGCAUGUUCUUCCACCAAAGACGAGAAGCAGAGGCUAAACGAAGAAAUUGUGAUGGAGUCUGUGUCGGCUUCUUCGGAAACCAGUUCUUGGGAGGCUGUUCCAAUGUCGGUGAAGCAUCGCGAUAGCACGAAUGAAGAUAUGAAAGAGAAUACUCAAAUGUUUAUAAGGAAUGAAAGAUGUUUUGGAGUGAGCAAUGGCAAUAAUAGUAUGACACCUGUUCGAUCAACUUUAUCAUCAACAAAGCCUUGCUUUAUUGACGCGUCAUCUCUUCUUGAUGAUGAAGAUUUCGUCUACACACCUCCACCAUCAGUUUGUCAUAAGAUUCACGACACUGUCAAUCUCAUGCAACUGCAGAAGAGUUUUGUUGAUGAAGAUAACGAUGAUGGAAUGGCUUGUGGAUUUGUAGAAGAUAAUUCAGUGAAAAGCUAUGAUAUCAAAGACCAAUAUUCAGCUCUUGAUAAAUCAACCCGACCAAAUGAAGCGAAUAAAGUUCGUAAUGACAAAACAAUCACAUCGUCAAUUGGUGACAGCGAGAAACAUUUAGGAAGUUUAAUCUUUCAACAUUCAAUUCCACAAUUUUCUGGACAUUUUAUUAAACAUAAUGACGAUAAUUACACCAGCGAUAUGUCGAUUCAAAGUGCUUACUCAUCAAAUGGUGGUGAAGCAGAGUUUAAUAAAGAAAUUAAUGAUUUUGGGCAUGGAUCGUCGCAUUACAAUAGUUUAUGCGAGAACACGAGCGACUAUAAUUCUGGUUACUCCCGUAUUCAGUCUGAUACAGAUUCAAUAGUUCUUCCUGACACUCCAUUUAAUUCCAUUGUACAAGUGUCGAGAGAGUUGAGGAUUUUUGAAGUCGGUGAUGAUGUUGAUCAUGAAACAGAAUUAGAAAGUCAAGCGACCAAAUCAGUUCCUAUGAAAAUUCCUAAAAGAUCACAAAAAUAUGAUGAAUGUGCUCCAGUCUUGUCUGGUGGAGCAUCAGCGAAAGAUUUCACUCCGAAACAAUGUGAAAGUCCAAUUCUGAAACGAAAAUCUGAGACUUGUCCAAUCGUUUCUGGUGGAUCUGUUGACAUCAUUGACGACAAAGAAAAGAUUAAAAAAGUUUCAUCUUCAUCUGUUUCGAAAUCAUGGAUUGUUGACUUUAAUGAUUUAAAAAUUCAUGAAAGCAAAGAACAACCAAAAAGCUUAGAUUGUUCACUUAAUAACAACCUUGGAUUUUAUGUUGAUUUUAAAAGUUUAAAUUCGCAUGACGAAACGAAAUCGAAAACGAAUGAAGAAGUCAAAAAGCCUGUUCGUAAGAUUGAAGAACGAAAGAAAUCGACAGGAUUUUAUGUUGAUUUAUCUGAUAAUUCACGACCAGAAACACCAAAGCAUGUUGCAAGCACUUCAAACACUCAACAAGAGUCUAUUAUAACCAGCAGUGAUAAGAAAAAUAUGUUCAGCAUGUUUAUUGACAUGAAAAAUGAUAAGGAAAGCAGUAAAACAAUUGACGAUAAGAAGAAACAGCAAGAAUUAGUGGAAAGAGAAGAUCAAGAACGUAUUGUUAAUGCUCCAGUUGAAAAAGAGAAGGAAAAGGAAAAGAAAGGCUGUUAUUUGUUUAUAGAAAGUGAUUCACCUGUUAUUAAGCGACGAUCAACGAUUUUGAAAAAUGAUACGAAACGUCAUUCUUGGAAUGUCAAUCCACAAGAACCAACAGAGGCUCAAAGAUCUGCAAGAAAUUACCAAAGAUCAACAAGUGUUACCAAUGAUAGUGGAAUUAUGAAUAUUUUAGAGAAAAUUCCGAUUCUUUCUAAAACAUCAAGCAUGUCAAUGGACAGUUCCGUGUCACCUUAUGAAGAUUUUUCAUGUUCAAAGUCUUUUAGUUCCUAUUCUAAUAAUCAAUCUGUGACAACAUCAAACUCAAGUAUUGAUCAUAGUGGAACGGGAACAAGAAUUCCAUUGAAUGAUAACGGAAAACUUUCUCAAUCCGAAAAGAAACGACGAAAGGAUGCAAAACUUAACGAAACUUUCGAUAAAAGUAGUCAAGGAUCAGUAACCGAAGGAAUUUUAUCGAACGAUACAUCGCAGGCAUCUUCAUCAGAUACUGAUGACGUAACCUUUCAAAAUAAUGAACAAGAACAAGCAAAUAAAAGUUUGAUGGAAUUGAAAGAAUCAGCAAACAUUGAUUUUAAAGUGAUGAUGAUGGAGACGAUUCCUGAAACAAGUGAAAAUUCUCCUGCAAAGAAAGUGGCAAUUGUUGACAACAAUAACAAAAAGAAAACUGAAGAGUUAAAGAUUGAAACACACACAAUGGAGUCACUUCAAGCACUAAUUGAGAAACAGAAACAAAUUCUCGAAACUGACACUGAGCCGUCACAGUCUUCAGUGUCGUUUGUUAAGUUGUCUGAUCUGGAUAAACCUCCGUCAACAUUUCAGAAUUUCGAAAACAAUUCAAUGUCGAAUUCGACUGGUGCGAGGGUGUCAAGAUUGUUCCAUGAUAAUAACAUUCAAACAGGUCAUAGAAGUUUAACACUACAAACAGAAACAACAAAAACAAACUCUUGGAACAUGUCACGUUCAACAGGAAAUAACUUUGCUAAUCUCGCAUCAUCAUUUGAGAAUUCAAGAAGUUUAAGUCGCUUGUUUCCGCAUCUUUCAAAAGUCAUCAGUAGCAGUGUUCCUAGUAAUGUCGGUUUAAGUUCCGAUGCUUCAAGUUUAUACGAUCAUCUUGAAUUUGUUUCAUCAGAUUUUUCAUGUACAUCGAGUGUCACGUCAAGCAAGUCAGGAAUGGAUUCCGCAGAUGAGUCAAGUAUUUCUUAUCGACAACCGAAACGUCUUGGGGAGGAUCUUUUAAAAAUGUUUCUUCAAGAAAUUGCAACUGAUGUGACUCUUGAAGUUGCUAAUCGAAAGAUGAGAGCACACAAAUGCAUUCUACGUUCACGUUGUCAAUAUUUUGCAGCAAUUCUUGCUGGAAAUUGGAUAGCUCAUGCAGGCAAUGUUAUUCCACUUCCUGGUUACUCUUAUUCUGCUGUUCAUUUCGCUCUUUGUCAUAUUUAUUCGGGAGCAUCACAUCCGCCUGAGGGCAUCUCAUUAAUGGAGCUUGCUUCAUUAUCUGAUCUUCUUGGACUUGAGGGACUUAAAGAAGUUACUGCUUAUGCUUUGAAGAUUAAUUAUUGUCAUAAUUUUCACAAGCCUUGUUCUGGAUGUAUUGAUGGAAUUCUUCAAGUGCUUCCAGUCACUCUUAAUCAUGGACUCGACGAUCUUUACAGAAAAUGUCUCAAAUGGGUGUGUAAACAUUUCAACAAAGUUUGGCUUACAAAACCUUUUUCACUUCUUCCAACUGACGUUUAUCAACGUUGUCGUCAACAAAUUUCCGCUCAUUUAACAUCUGAGAAUGUUUUAACAUGGAUUUUGGAAUGUGAGGAUUUGUUAAAAAAUCUCGAAUUAUGUCGAUGGAACAUCAUAAAUGUUGAUAAUUUAAUUCAUGACAUUUUGGAUUCAGCUCAUAUCUAUGUGAUGGAUCAUUUUGCGUCACUUAUUGCUUCGGAUAGUUUUUUGUCGUUGGGCCAUGGUGAGAAUUACACGAUAACAAGAUUAGAGAAUUUAUUGUUGAGAACAGCAACUGGUUUAACACCAGAUCAAGCAUGUCGAAGUUAUCCUCGAGCUGUUCGUUUGAAUCAACUUUUAACAGCGAAAGUCAUUCUACCAAAUCCACUUUCAAAUGAAAGUCUUCAGAUUAUGGAUCGUGUGAAUAGCAUUCAAUUAAGAAAAGAAGAUCAAGAUGCGAAUUGGAAUGAAGAUUUCAUUCGAUUGGUGAGUGCAUUAUUGUCAGCUGUUGAGCAAUGUUUGAUUCGUCAAUGCUCGAAAGCGAUGCGAUGUUCAAGUUGGCAACGAAUGGAUAACGAUUUGAGAUUGAAAAUCCAAAAGCUUGCAUGCCUUACUGAUAAUGAUGAUUUGAGAAAACUUCGAUCGAGUGCAAGUAGCAUGGGAAGUGUCAGAAAUUAUUCUGCUUCAUCUUCGGUGAGUUCACGAACGAACGAUUUACGUCAAGUGAAGUUGGCGAUUCAAGCACAUACAAAAAAGAUACAAAGACCACCAGUUGAGUCAUCAAACAUUCCUGUCAUCAAAAAGACGUCAAAUCAUCCAAUUUAUAAGUCGAUUCAAACGAACGCUCAUCCUGUCACGAAGUCAUCGACAAAAGUUAAUGUUCCAGAAAGGUUGAAGUUGACACACAAAAGAUCCCAAUCGGAAGAUGUUGGAAGCAGCAUCAACAGUUCGAAAGGAAAAUUAAUUGUAAUUAAGUCACGAUAUUUGGAAGCUAGAAAGCCAAAAACGCCGAUCAUGGACACAAGAAGUAAAAAUAAUCGUCUUCAAGUUAGAAACAUUUCGUCGAGUGAAAGUUCAACAAGAGAAUCUUCACCGGCUUUCAAUCGACGUCAAAAUAUUGGCGUUAGAAAAGCUUCAAAUUUAUCUCUUGACAGCUUACAAUCGCCGUCAAAACAGAGAUUGGAUUUAUCAAAUAAAAUGAAAAGUGACAAUUUGGAAUUGUCAAUUGAUUCGCUUGUUAAUUCAAUGAGAAGUUCACUUAAAACUGACAAAACACUUUCAAGUGAAUCGCUUAUUAAACGAGGACGAAAUCUUACUGACGAAACAAAACUUUUAAAGGUCGAUAGUCGAGAAAAAAUAUCUGACAAUAAUAAAUCUUCUCAAUCGAGUGGCAAUCAAGCGCAAAGGAGUUUUCUGUCUCAAAAAUCGCGUGAAAUUUUAGCAAGACGCAGUGAAGAUCGAAAACUUUCAACAAAUUCAAAUUCCAGCAUGACAACUAAAUCGACCACUUCAUCACCUAAAAUGAACGAAAUAAACAAAUCAAAAUCUGCAGCUUCGAUUAACAAGAAGAAAGUUUUCAGCACAACGCUUCAUCUAAGAAAAACUGCAUCGUUAAGUGAACAUCCGAAUAGUAAGAAAACAUCAUCAGCCAUCACUAAAACUGCCCCAAAUAGUAAAAUUAUGAGCAACCCAAAGACCAUCAAAGCUAACACAACGAAAAAAUCCAAUUCAGCGACAAAAGUGACAACAUCGGAAAAGAAAAAUGACAAGAAAUCGAAUAUUCCUCUCGCACCAUCAAUGAAGCAGGAAAAUCGCGGAAAAGACGAAGAGGAAGAAGAAAUUCUCAUGAAAAUGGCUCGUUCAAAUACUUUUAGUAAAGAAACAUCAGAUAAUCCUUUGGAACUGCUGAAAAUUAUCACUUGAACUAUUGACAGUAUUUACAUUAAUUAUUUAAUCAGAUAUUUGUAAGAUAUUUAUGUAGAUUUUCUAUAAUUUCAUUAAUGCUUCUUUGAUAAUGUUUGUCGAAUAUUUUCUUUAUAUUUCUUUUCUAUCUUUGAUUUGAUAUCAAAGCUUUAUAGUCUCUCUUUCGUUUUCUAGAGCUUGAAUACUUAACUAUAAUUAUAAUUACAUGUUUGUCUAAUCAACAAUCGACAAUUAAGAGAUAAUAAUGCAAUUGAUGGCACAGUUUAUAAAUUUUAUUAAAUAUUUAAAUUAUGAUUCAACAAAUCUAGUCACGUGCAAUUCAUGUUUGAUAAUAACUAUUUUUAAACACUUAAUUAUGUAUUAAUUCCAAGAAUUUUAUAUCAAUUAUUUUUCACAUUUUUCUCUUUUUUUAUCAAUUCGAUAUUUAAAAUGUAAGCAAAUGAUUUUCUUUCUUUUUAUUUUUUAUUAAUUAUAUUUAUUUGAUGAUACUUAUUACAUGAAACAAAAGCAGAAUUAUUUUAUUAAUUAAUAUUUAAGUGACUCUCAUCUAUAAUAUAGAAAUUUUUGUGAUUGUAUUUUAUUCAGAUAUGAAGAUUCUCAUAAUUUUAUUAAAAAAUAAAAUAAAAAUGGAAUAUUUAAAAG